ACCACAAACUCAGAUUCUGAAGUCACAAAAAUAUCCACAUAACAUAUGGCCCCCACCAAUUUAUUUUGAUUUUCAGUAUCUUCAAUUCAUAAACAUUCCGACAGACCAAUAAGAACUUCAUAACAAUAACUCAACCUCAGACCUUAACAUUUUCGGUUAAUAAUAGUAACUUGAAGCUUUGGAUGAUGGUUGCUCUUACUCUAGUCAGUCCACACUCAACUUGUUCAUUUUCCCAACUUCAUACAAAAUCUCAGCCUGCACCUCUGCAGUUUUAUUUAAGCCCUGCUAAUGAAACUAUUACCUGCAGACCAUUUAGAUCUUUUGGCCGCAGAUUUGUGACACGCUCUGUCCCUUCAGGCCUACGUAUCCGCAGUGCAGCAACAAAACCUGCAAAAUCACCAGUUGAAGAAGAAUGGAAGAAGAAGAGGGAGGUACUUCUCGAGAAAAGGGUUCGGAGCGUUGAUGUGAAGGAAGCUUUUAGAUUACAGAAUGAAAACAACUUUGUCAUACUUGAUGUCAGACCAGAAGCAGAAUUUAGAGAGGCUCAUCCACCAGGUGCUGUUAAUGUACAAAUAUUUAGGCUUAUAAAGGAGUGGACAGCAUGGGAUAUCGCUAGGAGGGCAGCCUUUGCCUUUUUUGGCAUAUUCGCUGGAACAGAAGAAAAUCCUGAGUUUAUAGAAAGUGUUACAUCAAAACUAGACAAGAGCUCCAAAAUAAUAGUUGCUUGCUCAACAGGGGGAACAAUGAAACCAACGAUGAAUCUUCCUGAAGGCCAACAAUCAAGGUCACUUAUAGCCGCUUACUUGCUGGUCCUUAAUGGUUAUACUAAUGUCUACCACCUAGAAGGAGGGCUUUAUACCUGGUUCAAACAAGACCUGCCAGCAGUUACGGAAAAUGAAGAGUGAAUCAGAAAAUGUUCGUUUAAACCGAAAAAAUAGCUUCUAUGAAGGAAAACACGUUCAAUUCAGAAGCAGUGGUCCAGAUGAUAAAUGCUGUUAUCUCAUACUCAUGCCACAAAAUUGUGCCCCUGAAAUCACUCUUUCCCUGGUAAUUGUAUAAAGUGAGCUUUGUUGUCCUUGAGGAUCUGAUCAACAGUGAGAGCAUUUGGAAAGGUGUAUUGUUCGUGAUUGAAAUGCUAUAUACAUCAUACUUUCAAAUCUUAAUUAUCAGUAGGCAAAAAGUUUCUAGCCAGGCAAUGCUUUGGAUCAAAACAAACUUUAAAAGUAUUUUAGCACAAGCUUUGAACUAUUACAAGGCUCUGGUUGUGUUUGACUUUGACAAGUCAAUAUCUUUAGUACUGUUUUUGACUGUGUGUAUAACAAUCCAGUGAUCAACUUUUGUUUUUGGAUCAAAAAUUGAACUUGAUACUAAUGCGGUAUUGCCGUCAUUUUUUUA
Molecule: messenger RNA, 1395 nt
Organism: Daucus carota subsp. sativus
Lineage: Eukaryota; Viridiplantae; Streptophyta; Magnoliopsida; Apiales; Apiaceae
Product: rhodanese-like domain-containing protein 14, chloroplastic
Exons: 6
Coding region: 183-905 (240 amino acids)
Cellular component (GO): chloroplast
Source: RefSeq, a predicted model, not a curated record